CCGCGAUCCGACAUCAUUUCAAUCCAGACAGCCCAGCCAACCACUCAGCUCCGAUCUCUCUGCAGUCCAGAUACUGAAUAAGUUCUCGAAUUAAGUAUACGCCGCGUACUCCAGCCACAAAGUGUUACAUUGGUUGCCCACUAAUUGAUCAUUUCGCCGUCAAAAUGGCUGCUUUUGUACACUUUACAUCGGCCAGAUGCCCUCAAUAAGCCAAGAAGAGGAGAGCCGAGUGCAGUACUCCUACACGGAAGUCAGUACGUUUCAGAUACGCGAAGGAAACACGCGAAAUAUGUCGCCCGAACCGGUCAAGUCCGGUCGCAUUUUCCUGGCCGCCGUCGCGGCCAACUUAUCCGCCUUUGUGGUGGGGACAACCCUCGGUUGGACCUCUCCAAUUGGACCCAAACUGAAGAGCGAAGACACCUCGGACUCGCCGCUGAGCAGGCCCAUCACCUCCGAGGAAGAUGCCUGGAUCUCGUCCUUAAUUGCCAUUGGAGCCCUGGUGGCCCCCUUCGUCGCCGGUCCAAUGGCAGAUCGCAUUGGUCGCAAGUGGGUGCUCCUGUCCAGCAGCCUGUUCUUCGUCCUGGCUUUUGGUCUUAACAUGGUGGCCUCCGAGGUGUGGAUCCUCUACAUGUCCCGACUGAUCCAGGGCUUCGGUGUCGGAUUCGUGAUGACUGUGCAGCCGAUGUACGUGGGUGAAAUCUCCACUGACAAUGUGCGCGGUGCCACUGGAUCGCUGAUGCAGCUCUUUAUUGUGGGUGGCAUUCUGUAUGUGUACGCCAUUGGACCCUACGUUUCCUACCAGGCCCUGCAGUGGUGCUGCAUUGUGGUGCCGGUGGUGUUUGACGUGGUGUUCUACUUGAUGCCGGAAAGCCCGUACUUCUUCGCCGGGAAGGGUCGCAAGACGGAGGCGCUGAAGUCGCUGCAGUUCCUCCGGGGCCAGAGUGCCGAGGGCGUGCACGACGAGAUGGCCGAGAUCCAGGCGAACGUGGAGGAGGCGAUGGCCAACCAGGGCACCAUGAUGGACCUGUUCAAGAACGCCGGCAAUCGGAGGGCGCUGUUCAUCUGCGCCGGCCUGAUCUCCUUCCAGCAGCUGUCGGGCAUCAACGUGGUGCUCUUCAACAGCCAGUCGAUAUUCGCGAGUGCCAACACCGGACUGGACCCGGCCAUCGCCACCAUCAUCAUCGGGUGUGUCCAGGUGGGAUCCUCGGCACUCACGCCUCUGGUGGCCGACCGCCUGGGCAGGAAGGUGAUGCUGCUGACCUCCUCCAGCGUGAUGUCCCUCGGACUGGCGGCGCUGGGCUACUUCUUUUUCAUGCAGCUGGUGAAGGGGGACAUCUCCAGUGUGGUCUGGAUGCCAGUUCCCGCCCUGAUCAUCUACAACAUCGUCUACUGCACCGGAUUCGGACCGCUCCCGUGGGCGGUGCUCGGCGAGAUGUUCCCGGCGAACAUCAAGUCGGUGGCCUCCUCGGUGGUGGCCAGCACCUGCUGGACCCUCGGCUUCCUGGUGACCUUCUUCUACCCCAGCCUGGACGCCCUCGGCUCCUACUACGCCUUCUGGCUGUUCGCCAUCUGCAUGGUGGUGGCCUUCUUCUUCGUCCUCCUCGUCGUCAUGGAGACGAAGGGCCUCAGCCUGCAGGAGAUCCAGGAUCGCCUCAACGGCAAGCGCAACUAGAAGGUCGUUCCUGGGCUUUCUGCUGCAUUUGAAUCCGUAACGAUCUUUCACGUACGUCUAAGGUCUGUGUGCAAGUAUUUUAUUGGUUAGUUCGUAAGCCCAAACUCAGUUGUUACACGCUUUCCUGUUAAUUUGUAAAAAAAAUUUAUAGAAGUAAUAAUUAUGAUACCAUUUUAGUUUAA
Messenger RNA from Drosophila ficusphila, 1854 nucleotides. RefSeq names its product facilitated trehalose transporter Tret1. Bases 197 to 1672 code for a protein of 491 amino acids. The transcript is spliced from 4 exons. The record is from RefSeq and is a predicted model, not a curated record. Gene Ontology annotation, molecular function: sugar transmembrane transporter activity. Gene Ontology annotation, biological process: transmembrane transport; carbohydrate transport. Lineage: Eukaryota; Metazoa; Arthropoda; Insecta; Diptera; Drosophilidae. Gene Ontology annotation, cellular component: membrane.